ACAUUUCCUUUUAGUCUAUGCUGUCAGACGAUGGCCAUGUGAGACUUUAUUUUGCAACAAAAGUAACCCAAUUUGGUUAUUAUUAGUGAUUUUCAGUGGCGUAUAAAACAUAACACAAAAAAUGGAGACGGAAAAUAUUCAGGUUGAUGAGUUUUUGCCAGCAAAAAACCCCGUAAAAUUAAAAAAUAUCAAGCGCAAAGCUGAACCAUAUUCUGGGAAUGGAAUGGAAGUAGAUGACGGUAAUAAACAAAAAGAAAAGGUAAAAAGUCGUAGAUUACGAGCUAAAAGGCCAAAGAAAGGACUUGAGCCCAAUGAAAGUAAAGAAAAUAUGAGGAAAGUUCCAGUUCCAGCACACAGAUACACCCCACUAAAAGAAAGCUGGCUGAAGAUCUUCACUCCAAUAGUAGAACAUCUGCUGCUACAAGUGCGUUUCAACACAAAAACAAGGAAUGUUGAGAUUAAAGUUGGUCCAGAAACAAAAGAUAUUGCCAACUUACAGAAAGCUGCUGAUUUUGUAAAGGCUUUCGUUUACGGAUUUGAGGUUGAAGAUGCAUUAGCACUGCUCAGAUUGGAUGAUUUAUUUGUAGAAUCCUUUGAAGUUAAAGACGUUAAGACUCUUAAUGGAGAUCAUUUAAGUAGAGCUAUAGGCAGGCUCGCAGGAAAGGCUGGCCGAACGAAAUUCACAAUUGAGAAUGUAACAAAAACAAGAAUAGUGCUUGCAGACUCUAAAAUACAUAUAUUGGGCAGUUAUCAGAAUAUAGCGUUGGCUCGUCGAGCGAUUUGCAACUUGAUUAUGGGAUCUCCGCCUUCUAAAGUGUAUGGUAAUCUGAGAAAUGUAGCUAAUAGGGUUGCUGAGAGGAUGUAGAAUAAAUAAUAUAUUUAUAA
This is a messenger RNA of Manduca sexta (tobacco hornworm), 885 nucleotides long. RefSeq names its product RNA-binding protein pno1. Bases 122 to 865 code for a protein of 247 amino acids. The transcript has 3 exons. Lineage: Eukaryota; Metazoa; Arthropoda; Insecta; Lepidoptera; Sphingidae. Gene Ontology annotation, molecular function: RNA binding. The record is from RefSeq and is a predicted model, not a curated record. Gene Ontology annotation, cellular component: nucleolus.